Molecule: messenger RNA, 5056 nt
Organism: Linepithema humile (Argentine ant)
Lineage: Eukaryota; Metazoa; Arthropoda; Insecta; Hymenoptera; Formicidae
Product: Bprotein-2 complex member HPS3
Biological process (GO): organelle organization
Cellular component (GO): cytoplasm
Source: RefSeq, a predicted model, not a curated record
UUUUUAUUUCAGCAUUUGAUUAUAUGUAAAAUUAUAUAUAAUUUUGCAUUUGUUAUAUUGAGCACUUAACGAACGGCGCCCUGCACUCUGAUUCAACUGCAUUUACCUGGAACUACUCUUAUAAUAAACAUAUAUCGCAUAUUCGUCGAAAGCUGAUCUGAUCCUGAUCCAUCGUCAACCCAGCUUAAUAUGUAAAUCAUGCGCAAGCGCACUACGCCUGACAAUAUCAAGCAGACCGAGUGCAUCCAUGUCUUUUCCUUCCGCGCAUCAGAUAACUAUUUUUACCGGAUAAAACGCAUCUCGAAAAUGACGCCGGUCGAUUAAAACGCGCUGUACGAAUGGCGCAAUCGCGUUCAUCGACGCAGUUUGCUACAAUUAUUUUAUCGCAUCCGCAGUGCAUCGCAUUAUAUUUACGCAAAUCGCAACGAUUGACGGAAUGUCAAUGAACGUACUUAAAAUUUCGCCGGUUCGAGGCUUCGUGGAGUACCUGUACGACUGGCACUUUCCCGUGAAUUGCGUCGAUUCUGUACGCUGACUCAUAUUUUAUUAAUACAACAUCUAUACUGUGCUGCAACUGUAUUGUAUCAAGCAUACACUCGCAAACAUCGACUUGAAUGCUCCAUUAUGACGCUUAUAUGUAACUGUCAACGAAGCAAAAGCAUUCCAACGAAAACCAAAGCAUAGCUAUAAUGCUUGUUAUGUUACAUAAGCAAUAAAAUCAAGAUACAGAUAUGGUUCGAGUAAUAACAGUUCAUAAUUUCCUGGGGCAGAAUGUCAGCCAGAUCGAGGAGCCUGUGGCAACAUGUACAGCCACUAGCCAGGGUCGAGAGAUGCUACUACUGGCACUGUCCACACACUGCGUGGAGGUGUGGGAUCUAAUGAAUUCGGAUGUCAAACUGCGCACUGUCUUCCCCACAGUGGAUAUGAUCAAUCAAAUGGUACAUUGCAUCAAGGGAGAUUACGUCGUGACACUGGAAUCAAAAUAUCUCAGAGACACUACGAGCAAUAAUCAUGCGAAUAGAGUCAGUUCUAAUUUUGUAAGGAUUUAUGUAAAUUGGGCUAUGGUGAAGGACCAGAGUCAACCGAUGCGGGCCAGAAUUGCCGGGCGUGUUACACCCAGUUUAAAUCGACCCCUGAACAGCUUAGAAAUGAUAGAAUUACCUCUGAGCAUACAACCCACCUUAAUCGCUUGCUGUCAGAGCACUGGAAACUUAUUGGUAGCCUCGGGAAACAGUGCCAUUCUACACGAAUUCAAGGUCGAAACGCAACAAGUAUCGAAGAUGAAGUUUAUAGACUUUGAACCUAGACCAUGGUCCUUAGGAUUUACAUUUACACCUACGCACAUAGAAAUCGUGGAGGAUUUUAUAGCAAUCAUGGAUAGCACAAAUUUAUCUGUUUUUCGUCUCACUAAUUCAAUGUAUGAGGAUAUUGACCAACUUAGCUCUUUAACUUCUACAAAUUCUUCUUCUGUUGAUAAGACAUCCAUAUCCACAGAUUCAUCUCUCGUAGAAAAUAGCAAUAGCCUUGGAAAUGAUGAUGUGCAAGGGGUAAAUACAAAGCACAAAACUGUAGAACAAGAUUGCCAAUACAUGACAUCUGAAAAUAAUGAGACAGUGGUAAUUCAUGGAAAAUCUAAAGAUAAAAAACACAAAGGUGUGAAAGGAAAUACAUGGUGUAAGUUAGAAAUAGGCGAUUUUCAUAGAGGAAAGCUAAGUAGUAAUAAGAAUUAUAUAGACUGGGAAUAUUUGAUAUGCAAUGAGAAAGAUGAGAUGCAAAGACUAAUUACACAAGGAAUUAUUGAUCCCGCUUCUCAAUCAUUGACAGUGAGUCUGCCAUCGAUAAGUUUGGAAAGAGCUAGUCCGGGUCACACUCUAAGCCCUUUUGUACUAAAUUCAGCAGACAUAAGAAUCUUCAUCAAAACAACCUCGCCGGACGAAGGCUGGUCUGAAAAUUAUACGAUAAAGAAUUUAUUAUGUUUAAAAAUUAACACUGGUAACAGUAAUACCAAGAUGGAUGGAAUUAUGGAGGUUUUCAAGUGUUUAGUAUUGAAACCAUUGUACAUGAAGAAAGAAUGUAACAUCAUUGGUGUGAAAAAGUCUAUGUUGAGAUCUGACAGAUAUAGAUACUUACAAGGUAUAAGUUGCUUUGUUUGUACCACGCAGGAAGGAUAUCUCUAUCAUUUUUCAGCGGCAAACAAUAGUUCUUUAGAUGCGACGUGUCUGACUACUUAUCCGUUCACUGCACCUAUUCAUCACGUGGCAUUGGAACACACGAUACUUCAUGCAUUGACUGAGGCCGGUCUCGAAUCUUAUACAUUACGUCUUUCUCAUCAUAUUGCAAAACUGUCAAACUGUAUAGACAGCGUUAGAGCAACUUGCCCCAGUGUUACCGAACCGGUAAGUCUAAUCGGUUUGAAACCGUUCCUGGGAAUACAAAAACUAUUGUACACAAGAAACUAUAUAGUUCUGCUGGCUAAGGCUGAUAGUUCUUGGACCAUGUAUUCUUUGAAUUUACCUAAGCUCGAGAACGUAUAUUUCGAUAUUUUAAAUGCAGCAAAGAAUCAUAAAUCCUCUAGUCCGAGCACUUAUCGACAUAUGCUGGGAGAAGCGCAUGCCUUAAUACGCUUGGCGAAGGAUGUGUCUUAUAAAAGUCCGGACAACGAGGAAUUUGACGAUGCGACGCAUAAGAACGAUCUCAAGUUGAAAAACCUCUACAAUCAAUCUUGCGCGCUGCUCGCCGAUUACUACAUAAGAUCAGAUAUCGAAUCGGAUUGGGAGUUGUGUAUUCCAUACUACAAGAUGUCCGGAUUGAAGCCUUCGGAAGUGUUGUCCAGAAAAUGCAGUCAAGACGCACCGGGACUUCUAACGUUCUUGACGGAUGCGCUUCUCACCAUGAAGAGUGGCUCAGAAGCAGACGCGCUGUUUCAAGGAUAUAACAUCAUAGAGAUCAUUUGCAAGCUGGAGAAAGAAGAUCUGUUAAAGCUGAUCUUCGGCAGUCCAGUACUGAGAGAGUAUGCCACUGAAAAGUUGAUAAAUCUUCUGCUAACGCACGAGACCGAUGACACCGUCAAACUCGCCUUAGCACUUUUGUACAUUCAAGCCGACAAGCAGGAACAAGCGGAGAAAGCGCUAGAACCAGUUUCCAUGCAAUGUAUUAAGCAGAUUGUUAUGGAACGUUGGGAAUUGCUGUUUGAUGUAACAGCGAUGAAAAAAAGAAGUCCUAUGAUACCUACCUUCUCAGACUUCGCCGGAACCUUGAUGUUUAUAAAAAACACUACGUUUGCGGAGAUCCUGAUACAAUUAAUAGAAGAUGAAGGUACGCUGUCGCUGCACCAAAUCAUACAGGUGUUCCUAGAAUAUUUGCCAUCACGGGUCGGAAGAGAUGGAUACAACGUAGCCGCUACGUUACAAAUCUUUCUCGAGAAAUAUCUGCAUAAUUAUCUCAGCUCGAAAUCCAUGACGGAGUGGCCACCGAUCGUGAACAAAAAUCAAAUACGCUCGGACUUCGCUCUCGUUGAAGCAUUCAAAUUGUUAGUGCGAUCGUACCUCGGCAAGUUAACUCAAACAAGAGUGUAUAAAACUGAAACAAAAGAAAAUCAGGAGGAAAAUGACAAGGAGUAUUUCAUGUUUGCUAAAUAUCGACCGAAUUAUUUGAGCAAAAUGCCACCGUACGCCAAAGAUUACCAAAAAAUGUUAAAUAUGAAUGACUUUAAGGAUUUAGCGAAUUUUAAUAAUGAAACUGAAAAAAUUAUACCUACAGAAUUGUUUAAGUUGCAGUCCGUAUUGUCGUGCGAAUUUCUGCCGGUCGAAUGUUCGCAUGAGGUCAAGCAAUUUCUCGAUUCGCAAAACAUCGAUGGAAGCUUAUCUCUCAAGACGUUAUGCAUCCAGAAUACGGAGGAAGUAACAACGAUUCUUAUGGAUAAUUGCCCACAGGCUGUAGUACAGUAUGCAAAGGAUAAGUAUACAAAGGAUACCGAAUGGAAGUAUCUCAUUGAAUUAACGCGGGAUAAAAUAGUCGCCUCGACGACACAACAGGAAUUGCAACUCUUGUACACGCAAAUGAUGAAAGAGAUCCUGAAUUAUCUGCCGCAUGCAUUGCCUAUGAAGAGUCUGCAUCGCAUCUUGCCAAGAGAUGACAUGGCAGCAUUUCAAAGAUGCACCGAAAUGUGCAAUCAAAUUAUGCACGCGGAUCAUGUGAAAUCAUUGAUAAUGGAAACCGGACAACAACUUUUGACGACUCUAAAGUUGUGAAGAUAGGUUUCCAUUGAAUAUCAUUCAUUAGCUAAUUUUUAGACGAAGAAAUGAUAAUUCAGGAAUUACGAAUAUAAAUUCCAAUAUCACGUUUUACUAUCAACGUUGCGAAAGAAUUUCGCGCACUUGUAUUCGCAGAUUAACCAUUUCUACAAACAUUUCAGACAUAUGUUCCUGAUCAAUGCAGUCACAUAAGCCGAUGUUCGUUAGAUAAUAGUUGUGUUGCACGCAUUUUUAACGAUAGAUAACUUUCAUCAAUUAUAAAAGAAAUUCUGAGACAAAUACUAUAGGAAGAAUUUAAUCUAUAAUUAACUUGUUGAAUUGUUCUAUAUAGAUAUAUUAUAUUAUGACACUAAAAAUGUAAAAUCUGUCACAGAGCAAAUGUCAUACAAUAACUUAAACACAAAAAAGUUUAUAUAAAAUGACAUACGGCACUUCCCAUAUAUAGAAGCUAGAAACGCAACAUCACUUUUACACAAAUAUUUGCAAUUAAUUACAUUUAGAAGUUACACAAAUCUUUAAAUGCUACACAAAAAUAUACCAAGAUUUACUAUCAGAUAUUAAAAUGCGCUCUGGAACAGAAGAUAUGUUUUUAGUGAAGUGAAUUUUACUAAAAUAGUUUUUAUCAAAUCUGUUGAUCUCUCGUAUCGAGUAGUUUUAUGUAACCGAUUUUUAAGUGUUACAAAACGUGUAACUUUGAUGUGCCUUUAGGAAUGAUUUCUCUUUAUUGUAAAUCUAAUUAUGUUAAAAUUGAUCAAUAAUAUUUAUAAUUCAUUAUAAGAUUAAUACAUACAUAAUAUCCAACA